Molecule: messenger RNA, 828 nt
Organism: Scatophagus argus
Lineage: Eukaryota; Metazoa; Chordata; Actinopteri; Scatophagidae
Product: gap junction beta-1 protein-like
Exons: 1
Coding region: 1-828 (275 amino acids)
Biological process (GO): cell communication
Cellular component (GO): connexin complex
Source: RefSeq, a predicted model, not a curated record
AUGAACUGGGGGACCUUUUAUGCCGUGAUCAGCGGCGUAAACAGGCACUCAACCGGCAUCGGACGUGUUUGGCUCUCCGUCAUCUUCAUCUUCCGAAUCCUGGUCCUGGUGGUUGCUGCUGAGAGCGUGUGGGGAGAUGAGAAGUCUGGAUUCACCUGCAACACCCAGCAGCCUGGCUGCAACAGCGUCUGCUACGACCAGUUCUUCCCCAUCUCACAUAUCCGCCUGUGGGCGCUCCAGCUUAUCCUGGUCUCCACCCCCGCGCUGCUGGUGGCCAUGCAUGUGGCUCACCGACGCCACAUCGACAAGAAGAUUCUGAAGAGGACAGGCCACAGCAGCCCCAAGGAGCUGGAACACAUCAAGAACCAGAAGUUUCAGAUCACCGGAGCUCUGUGGUGGACUUACAUGAUCAGUAUCAUCUUCAGAAUCAUAUUUGAGGUGGCUUUUCUCUACGUCUUCUACUUGAUCUACCCUGACUUUAAGAUGGUGCGUUUGGUAAAGUGUGACUCGUAUCCUUGCCCCAACACAGUGGAUUGUUUUGUGUCCAGACCGACAGAAAAGACAAUAUUCACCGUGUUUAUGCUGGCAGUGUCUGGGGUGUGUGUGCUGCUUAACAUGGCUGAGGUGAUAUACCUCAUAGGCAGGGCCUGCAAAAGGUGCCUACGAGGCUCCGAGGAAGAGUCCAAAGCAGCCUGGAUUAGUCAAAGGUUGUCGUCUUAUAGGCAGAAUGAAAUCAAUCAGCUGAUAGCAGACCAUUCUCUUAAGUCCAAGUUCACUGUGACCAAAAAGAGCCCAGCUGAGAAGGGUGAAAGGUGUUCUGCUUUUUGA